UUUUUCCGUUACUUUUCCAGUCGUACACUACGAGUAAGCUGAACCAGCCAUUAUGGACUCUUUCUCCACCGACUCUAAACAAGAGCACGAUGGUCUGACCUCGGACUCGGGCGCUCCACCACUCACAGAUGAUUUGGAUACACACCAACCUUCAUUGCUGACGCAAGAAGAGGAAGCAGCUGAAGAGGCGAGUCGUUGUAUUGAGCCUAUGCCCAGUGAUCGUAGUGAUGUUCGCAAGAUGUAUCUCAAGGUACGACAGCGAAAGCACCGAGAGAAGAAAAGGGAGCUGCAGUCCAAGAUCAACGGGCUCACGGGGCAGAAUCUUCAGAGAGAGCUGGAGGAUCUGCAGUCGCAUCGCGAACAACAGGAUCCCGGAGAAGGGGGUAGCAGAGAUUCGACUAUGGAAAAAAUAGAUGCGGCAGGAGGCGAAGAAGGUGCAGGCGAAGAAGGUGAAGGUGAAGAUGAAGGUGAUCACGACGAUGUUGCCGGUGAAUAUGAGAGGACGAAGUCGGAAAGCCGCUUUGAGAUCGUGUAG
Molecule: messenger RNA, 535 nt
Organism: Cryptococcus amylolentus CBS 6039
Lineage: Eukaryota; Fungi; Basidiomycota; Tremellomycetes; Tremellales; Cryptococcaceae
Exons: 5
Coding region: 53-535 (160 amino acids)
Source: RefSeq, a predicted model, not a curated record